AUGUUGAUAUUUUCUGUAGGCAUUAAAUGUGGUGGACUUCUGUCAGCACCAUACGGCAAUAUUUCAAGCCCAAAUUUCCCAGGACUUUAUCCGUAUGAUACAGAUUGUACGUGGCUCAUAGUGGUAACAGAAGGAUCCUCUGUACUGCUCACUUUUCAACAUUUUGACCUGGAAUAUCAUGAUAAUUGCGAAUUUGAUUACAUCAAGAUCUUUAAUGGGGUUUCUGAAGACCAAGGAAAUCUGCUUGGUAAAUUUUGUGGCACAAGUUUUCCUCCACCAUUUACCUCAUCCUGGAAUAUCAUGACUCUAAUAUUUCACUCAGAUAACCAUGUGGCCAGUCAAGGAUUCUCAGCAGUUUACCAAAAAGAUGUUUGUGGGGGUGUGCUCACAGGAUUGUCUGGAUCAAUCACAAGCCCCGAUUACCCAGAGAAUUAUCCCAAUAAUGCUGAGUGCCACUGGGUCAUCCAGGGAACGUCCAAUUCUGUCAUCAAACUGAUUUUUGUUGACUUCCAGAUGGAACACAGCGAGCAGUGUAAUUUUGACUAUGUGGCCAUCUUUGAUGGGCCCACAAUGGAGGAUACUCUUCUCAGUUACUACUGUGGAAACACGAAACCUCCAGAGGCGGUAUCUUCUGCACGUGAACUUUUGGUUGUAUUCAAAUCAGAUUUUAACAUUGCUAACAAAGGCUUCAAGGCGUAUUUCUUUUCAGGUGCAUGUCAGGAAGUGUAUACCGCUGUCAAAGGAAAUUUCUCCAGUCCUCAAUAUCCACACUCUUACCCCAAUAAUAUCAAGUGUCGAUGGACCAUCCAGCUGCCGCUAGGUUAUCGAAUCAAAGUUUUUUUCCUGGACCUGGAUCUCGAGGGACGGAACAGCCUGACAGAUGGUUGUGAUUAUGACCAUUUGGCUGUGUUUGAUGGAGGUACUGAGAAGGCAUCUCUGCUAGGAAAGUGGUGUGGGAGAGAAAUGCUAUCUCCAAUUAUAUCUAGUAGAAACAACUUGCUGUUGGUCCUUCACACUGAUAGGAAUACAGCCAACCGAGGUUUCUUGGUAGCAUAUUAUGGAGUUGUCCCUAUGAACGUCAGCUGCACAAGAACAGAGUUUCAUAUCCAAAUCCCCACACAGUCUUUGGCCCAGCUGGAGCGAAAUAAAAUCUACUUAGGAAUCCCCUCCUGCCCUGCGCAAGUGGUUGGCUUGACCUUUCGGAUACAUGCAAGAUUUGAAACCUGUGGCAUGGAACCGCAAAAAAGGAACAACACAUCUGUGAUUGUCAGCAUUUUGUACAUUGACUUUUCCGAUGGAAACCAGGAGGAUAUUCACCAAUACGAAGUGCAAUGUGAGCCUAAAAGGAAAGAGGCCCUUGUGAAUCUGAUCUCUGGCUCUAAUCCCUACAGGCUGAACCAGUAUGCUGAGAAUCUGGUAGAGUCCCAGCCAAAGGAUGUAGGAGUAGCAGAUGUCUAUGAGAGCAAGGCUCAAGAUACCAGUGACUUUGUCUUCAUCAGCAUCUGUGUCCUUGCUGGGGUCCUAAUGGUGAUUGCUAUUGUUGGGUUAGUCUUAUUAUAGGCAUCUGCCUCUUUGCUUGUGCUCCUGUACUGUUAGAGCACUUUCUUUGAUUUAUUGGGUUUACAGUGCAUUCAGAAAGUAUUCACUUUUGUCAAUUUUGUUAUGCUGCAGCCUAAUUCUACGGUUGUUGAAAUUCAUUUUUCUCUCUCAUUAAUCUACACUCAGUACCCCAUUAUGACAAAGUGCAAACAGAAUUUUAGAGAUGUCCAUAAAUUUAUGCGCUUUAUAGCUAUCCAUUUUACAAUUGCAAUUCUAAGCAGUGCAGAAAGGAUUAAUACCAAAUAGCAAUAGCACUUACUUAUAUACCGCUCCACAAGUGCUUUUACAGCACUCUCUGAGUGGUUUACAACAUCAUCAUAUUGCCCCCAACAAUCUGGGACCUGACAUUACUGAUCUCAGAAGGAUGGAAGGCUGAGUCAACCUUGAGCCCAUGAGGUUCAAACUCCUGGCAAUGGGCAAACUUAGCCUGCAAUAUUGCAUUCUAACCACUGUGCCACCAAGGCUAAAUAAAAACAAAAACAUUACAAACCACAAUUAUUAAUGAAAUGACAGGCAAACCAACUCCACUGAUGGCAAGCAAAUCAGCACAAAAUCACACCUAACCUCCAGACUUUAUGCUCAAUGAACAGACAGAUCAGAGGUGGGUUCUACUUACCUUUACUACCGGUUUGCAACGGAGCCACACGAGCGUGUUUCUACGCAUGCACAGAAGCUUCUGCGCAUGCACAGAAGCUUCUUGAUGAUGUCAGGGUCGGUGGGCGGAGCCUCCCAACGGUUUUACUACCAGCUCUAUAGAACCAGUCCAAACCGGGGCAACCCACCACUGAGCCAGAUCUUCAAAAAGUUGUGACUUGCUAGCAGGGUCAGUGUAGCGUUCUCUGCCUGUUGCCACCAGCAACCAGGAAGAGCCUCUGAUUGGCCACAAAUUGACAGCUCUUUUGGCGGGAGACGUAAGCGUUAACCAUUGGCUACAACUCUGACAGCUGAUGGUAUAAAUAGCGGUUCUGUCACAAGUUGUUCUUGUUGCAUUCUGGUUACUUGUUGUUAAACAAUAAACAGCUGUGUUUGAGUUA
This is a messenger RNA of Pantherophis guttatus, 2633 nucleotides long. It is a transcript of the gene CDCP2, whose product is annotated as CUB domain containing protein 2. Lineage: Eukaryota; Metazoa; Chordata; Lepidosauria; Squamata; Colubridae. The record is from RefSeq and is a predicted model, not a curated record.